UAUCAGCAAGAGGUCGUUUCCGAGAUUGCGCCCCGACGUCGUUCGACGGCGGCUCUCUUCCUCCGUUGCCCGCAGCAUUUGUUGGGCCAAUUUGUCAGAAUCGAGUCCCGCCCGAGAACGAGAAGACGAGGCGCGACCUUCUGAUGCUCCGCCGAGGGAUUUGAAGCGUAUCCUCGGGACUCCGCCCUUCUUUGCCCAUCUCAAGAAGCCUUGGGACCACUCGUUGGACGACAGAGUCCUUGGCCGCCUCUUCCCUCAAUCCCCUGCAUGACGAGGGUCCACCAAGAUGGGUGCCCUUUGUUGCAAAGCAGAGGUCAUUGAUUUCGAUGGGCCGGUGGACCUCUACCACUUCUACCUCUUGCGGGCGGUGGGGAAAGGUGCCUUCGGAAAAGUGCGAGUGGUGCAGCACAAACAGACCAAGGCUCUGUAUGCGCUCAAAUACAUCAACAAGGCGAAAUGCGUGAAGAUGCGGGCAGUAUCCAACAUCAUCCAGGAGAGAAGGCUUCUCGAGGAGAUCGAGUCCAACUUCAUCUGUAAUCUCAGAUAUGCAUUCCAAGACGACGAGAACCUCUUCAUGGUACUAGACCUGAUGUUAGGUGGCGACUUGCGAUUUCACCUCGAUCGGAGCGGCAACAUGAAGGAGGACGUCGUACGCUUCUACGUCGCCGAGCUAGCCAUUGGUCUCGACUAUCUCCACAAGCUACAGAUCGUCCACCGGGACUUGAAACCCGACAACGUUCUCCUCGACGAAAAGGGCCACGCCCAUCUCACUGACUUUAACAUCGCCGUCCAUUUUUCCCAUCGGAGACCGCUGACGAGUGUGGCGGGCAGUAUGGCUUACAUGGCUCCCGAAGUGCUCGCCAAGCGCGGUUAUCUCUCCAGCGUCGACUGGUGGUCACUGGGCGUCAUGACCUACGAGCUCCUCUUCGGGCGGCGGCCCUUCCGAGGCCGGACAAAUUCGGGCCUAACGAACUCUAUCCUGUUCGACAAGUGCAGCUUUCCCGAAAAUGUGGGCACAAUCGUGUCGCAGCAGGCCACCAGCUGCAUUCGGGGCCUGCUAGAGAGAGAUACGAAGAAGAGAUUGGGCUGCAAGGCGGGGAUAGACGACUUCAAGGCCCAUCCGUGGUUUGCUGGUAUGGACUGGCAGGCCCUUGAGAACAAAGAGGUGACGCCGCCGUUUGAGCCAGACAACAAAAAGGCAAACUUCGACGCCACCCACGAGCUCGAGGAGCUGCUGCUCGAGGACAAUCCGCUCAAGGCAAAGAAGCGAGACGAGCGGCGGGACAUUGCCACCCUGACGCCGGAGUUGCGGCAAAUGGAGGAGCACUUCCUUCCAUUUGAUCAUCUUAAACAGGUUCGGAAAUCGUACUUUAGACACAGCCGGCGGGAUCGAGCCCAACGGCAGGGGGAUCGAGGGGAUCGCGACGACGGCGAAAGCAUGUCGCAGGCGUCGAGCAUCGCUUACACGCUGGCAGACCAGCCGCUGGCCGAGAUGGGUCAGGGCGGCGGUGGCACAUCACGCGGAGCCGGUGUCGGGACAGGUGUUGCCAGCGCCACUUCGUCGUUCAAGGGCACGCCCAUCAAUGGACAUGGGCCAGGGUCAGGUACCUUUGCUGGGCCGUCCAGCAGUUUUGCAGGCCGACCAAGUAUGGGCGAUGCCGUGUACGGUGGAAAUAGCGGAGCGCCCUCACCGGCGGCGCACGAGAAUGGAACGUGGGACAAGGGCUUCAUCAAUGGCAGCAUGCAUCAAACGGCCGCUUCGGGGCCAGCCUCGGCAUCGACGUCGGCUGCGCCGGCACCUUCUGGCUAUACGCGGAGGGGCGAUCCCAAUGGUGCCUCUCCCGUCGGACACGGUCCAAGCGCAUCGCAGGAGUAUAUGCGCGCUUACAAGGCUCAGUUCCAGCAGAACGAUCUCCCAAAGACGACGUCGGCUGGUGCAUUGUCCGGAGCCGGCCCUGGGCUGGCGCCGUCGGCAAAAGACUCAUAUCCGAUGCAAACGAUGAAUGAAAAUGGCGGUGGGACUGCCUUCUGAAUGGUCCCUUCCCCUGCCAAUCCCCCUCCACGCCUCCCACAUCGCUUCCCCUUCUCACGAGACGACGUUUACUCUGAUACCCGCCCUCUCUCCUCUCCCUUGACACAUUUACCCAAGUCGCUCGGUGACACUCAAUCCUUGGAGCGCAUCGUCUCUCCCCCCGUGACAGGACCCAGUAUCGACAAAAGCACCUCUCGCUUCUUUUCCGCUCUCAUUUUCAACCUUUCCCCCAUUCGUAUGACCAUACACACAUACACACACAUUAUAUCUUUCUCUUUUGCUCUCUCUCUGUCUUUCUUCAUGCGUCAACAACAAGCCCUAUUUUGCGUGUCUUUUCUUU
Messenger RNA from Acaromyces ingoldii, 2372 nucleotides. Its product is annotated as kinase-like protein. The coding region runs from base 287 to 2032 and encodes 581 amino acids. Lineage: Eukaryota; Fungi; Basidiomycota; Exobasidiomycetes; Exobasidiales; Cryptobasidiaceae. Gene Ontology annotation, biological process: regulation of signal transduction; G protein-coupled receptor signaling pathway; protein phosphorylation. The record is from RefSeq and is a predicted model, not a curated record. The transcript is spliced from 6 exons. Gene Ontology annotation, molecular function: ATP binding; G protein-coupled receptor binding; G protein-coupled receptor kinase activity.